UAUGUACUACCAAGCUGGUUAGCGUCUCAACACAAUACGUCACCACGGUAACCUACGCGGUGGCCUGCUUCCUGGUCUAAAGCUGGCUAUGUUCGGGGAUAAGGGAUCAGAGCUGAUAAAAACACUACUGACCAAUCAUCAGAGCCUAUCAAAGCCCCGCCCACUGUCCAAUCAAAAGACAACCCUGUUCAUUGACAAGCCUGAAGACUUAUCGCACAUCUUCAGUAUUUGGCCAGGUUGAUCCUAGGUUGAAGUCAAACAGGCCUCAGAUCUGCUGAUGAAUAAACCUUACCAAAUCUAAUGUACUUCUUCCCUGAGAUCAUAUUUCUCCUCUUUUGUAGAGAAGUAUUGGCUUUAGCUAAUUGCUUAUUUUUAGCCUUAUGCAUUAUUUUAGCUGUUUGAAGAUGAACUAUAUCAGCAAGUUGAAGUAUUUGUGAUUUUAGAAUUUAGAAAUAUUGACGGUGUAGCUCCUCAGUCAUCCAGGUCAUAGUAGUCCGUGAAGCUUGAGUGGUGGAAACUUGAUGAUUCAAUCCAAAAAGGCAAUUUUUGAUGUGGAGUUUCCCUAUAUAUGUCCUUUUGUGAAGAAUUAGUACAAGCCCUCUUCCCGUGUAGGAAAUGUUUGUGGAAAACUCUACAGUGGAGAAAGCUGAGACAUUCACACGAUUCAUCGAAGGAAAACAUGACAAUCGGUUCUCCAUUUUAAGUUAUGUGGGGAAACACCGUUCUCCUCUUCACCGAUUCUUGUCUGAGGACCACAAGACAAGAGUACGAUCACACUUUGGAGGUGUCAUUCUUUCCUCUGCCACAUCAGUCAAGUCGUGAGAAUAAGGUCAAGAUUCACCACUCGUCUUUACUGGUUAUGAUGAUGACUCGUGUAUCAGGAACCUAUUUGGACAUCACAUCCUUGUAUGGUUGCAUUACAACAAGGCUGUACAAUCUUUUUACUAACAUUUUCCCCCGAGUUUCGUAAACUGUCUGUUACGUACAAUAUUGUGCGUAACUAUCGAGUCCGUUGUUUUUUUACAUUUUUUCAUUGAGUUGCGACUGCAAAAUAACCCGCCAUGGGGCCAAAGAAAGUCACGAGCGGUGAUAACGCUAUUGAAUUCAAGAAAGAACUCAUCGUCGAGUACGAAGUUGGCAUCCGCCUCCCCUCCUACCUCUCUGCUUGUCAUCAACAACAAGAUCAAGGUAAAAGUGAUUAUUUUAUCCAUUGAAUUCCUCAUGUAUUUUUGUUCAUAUUGAGCAUAUAUUGACCUACAUUGCAUUGCUGUUGCUAUGUUUAUACCUUGAAUCAAGAAAAGUAAUUUUGGUAAUUCUAAAAGUUCCCCAGUGACAUUUAACAUGCGGCUGUGUUGUCGUUGUUGAGUAAUGUUUUGGAGGCCGUACCAGGAAGAAGUGAAGUGAAAAUCAAAGCCCUGAGGCUGAAGAUCUACCAGGAGAGUCCUGACAAGGAAGUGGGUGCAAAUUAGCACUUCUUUUUUUUUUUUUUUUCCUUUUAGUGCUCUGCAGCUACUUCCUCCUAUGAGUAAUAAGCUUCAGAAUGACGGCUGCAUUGCUCACAGCGGCGAGGCACAGCGAGACGCUCGGACGCUCUACUAUUUUACCAUCGUCCUGCUGCUUCCAUAGACUGACUGCCAUGGAGAUGCUGAUGAAGCAAGCAUAAGAAGACAAGGUCCCUAGAGAGAGACAAAAAAAAAAGGAACCCACCCGGAUCCAAAGAACUCUGUGAUCUGUCAUGGAGCAGCGACAGCAACACGCCAAAGUGGAGCGUUUUCUCAAGCUGGGCUACGCCCACAAGGACAUUAUGAGGGUGCUGGAUAGCCUCCACCAUGACGCCCAGACCAACGACAUCCUAGAAGAACUCAUAAAGACCUGCCACAUUCGUAGCGACAAGAGCGGCCCAAGCGGUGCAAAACUGGUCCCAAGGGGCGGCAGCCCCGGGCCUAUUGCACCGGUAGCGGACAAAGAGCCUGCUUCCUGUUUCAGACCGGUCGUCAUAGACGGGAGCAACGUGGCCAUGAGCCACGGCGACAAGAAGGUGUUUUCCUGCCAGGGCAUCCAGAUGGCCGUGAACUGGUUCUGGGAUAAAGGUCUGCGAAACAUCACCGUGUUCAUUCCCCUGUGGAGGAAGGAGCAGCCGAGGCCUGAAGCGCCCAUUACAGACCAACACAUUCUACACGAGCUGGAGAGGAGGAAUAUCCUGGUGUACACGCCCUCACGCUGCGUGAACGGCAAGAGGGUGGUGUGCUACGACGACCGCUUUAUCGUGAGGUUGGCUUUCGACUCGGACGGCAUCAUCGUGUCCAACGACAACUACCGUGACCUUCAGACAGAGAACCCACAGUGGAAGAAAUUCAUCGAGGAGAGGCUGCUGAUGUACACCUUCGUCAGUGACAAGUUCAUGCCUCCAGAUGAUCCUCUGGGUCGAAACGGUCCCACCAUUGAUGAUUUCCUGCUGAAGAAGCCAAAGAAUGUGGACAACAAACUUCAACACUGUCCUUACGGGUACAAGUGUACUUAUGGAGUGAAAUGCAAGUUCUACCACCCAGAAAGGACCAACCAAUCACAGCUGUCCGUGGCCGAUGAGCUCCGGGCGCAAAUCGACAGAGCAAAGACAUCGAGCCUCACAGCAAGCAAGCAGGAGACGCAUGGCGUUCACCAGCCGGAGCACGUGUCCAACCCCCCUGAGCAGACUCCACACGGCGAACACUUCAUCUAUCACAGCAGUCGCCUGGGGCAGCCUGGCCUCCGCCCCUCCACAAGCCUGGAUACGGAUGAAGCCUUCGGCUCCAUGGACAGCAGCAUGUCCAAACUCCACAUCCAGACGGAGCCCUACAGCUACAGCAGCGGGGUAGCCAGCUACUACAGCCUCAGCCACAAUGGAUACUCCCCCCCGGGGUCGCACUGCAGGGGCGCCUACUACCAUUCCAAUCCGUUCAUGUACGGAUCCGCGUGCGCCCACUGCACAUGUGCUCACCAGCAGGCCGAGGCGCCCGCGGCUGCCCACCACCCGCCGUGGUCCUCCUGUCCAGUCAUGCCCCCCCAUCACGUAGAGCCCCCUUCUCACUUUGCAGACAAACCCCACUUAAGGCACAGCCACAGCCUGCCUAGAGACCCGCACGUGCCCGGUGACCCCGGUGACACAAGAGAGCGACGCAGGGACAUGAGGGGCCAGCUGAGCACACUCUACCCCAAGGACACCGUGGACAGCGUCAUGAAUGCCUACCCGCACGUGUCAGACAUGUCGGAACUGAUGUCACUCAUCAACAACUACAGGAGCAACCACAUUAGCUUCUAAAUGACUUUACAAGAAAAUAGUGAAGAAAAACACAGUGGAACCGCUAAGACACCAAACUUCAUUGGCUUCAGUCACCAUCCUUCAUUACUAUUACUACUAUUAGCCAAAUAGGUAGUUGCUCGUGCUCGGGAAAACACUGCCCUCUAGCGUGUACCUAGAUAAUUGCAGAUCACCAGCAUUAAUCGUGAAGCUGUCAACGGCAUAUGCCACUACAAAGCUAAAUCCCGAUUCUUCGGCUUUUUCAAAGCAAUCUAACUAACACUGUUAAUUAUUUAUUUUACAAUUAAGCUAACUGCUAAAAAGAAAAACACACUGUGAACCGAAAAUGUCUGCCUUAGCGGUUUCACUGUUUUCAGGCAACUGUGAAUUGUUUUUGGGGACGAGUUCAUAUAAAAAAGACAUUUUAAAAAGACGUUUUAAAAAAUGCUGACCAAUCAUUUGUACAUUUGGAUGACUGAAAGAGCGCAAGAGUGACAAACACUGAGAAUGGCGUGCUCCAGACAUGUUACUUCCUGUAGCUUUUCAAAUUAAAAGCCUCAAAGUGAGGAUUACAUGGCAGCUUUCAUGAAUUACGUGGUCACUUCAUUGGUUGUUCACCACAAACCGCACUAACAAAUGCGCGUAACAAAACCCACGACCAAAGGAUGCGAGGAAUUUUGUUAGUAUACACGAGACGAUAAUAUUGACAUCAAUACCGGAAGCGUGUCUUCUUCUGGUCGUAUUCUGUAUUACAGUCAGUUUGAUGGCACUUGACUGUCAUACCAUAAAUGUACUUAAAAACUGAAAAAAUAACAUGAUUUCACAAUAAUUGAAAGUGACAUGUACCGAGUGUCUUAUUUUAAGGCCAAUUUGUGACAUGUUUUUAAAUACUAAUGUGUUCACAAACGAUACAUACUGUUACAUUGUUUAUGGUAAUUUCUCAUUUGAAAAUAAAGUUUAAAUAAAGUUUUGAAUGCACUUUUAGCUAAUUUCCGUAUCCCAGGCAAUAUUUUCCUGUUUUCUCCGAAUUGAACUAUAGUAAAGAGUUGAAUUUGAACAUUUUAAUGUACAAUUGUCUAAUGGCUUUCAAGCCCCAAAAAAUCAGGUUUAGGAAAUGAGCUAGCUUACCUGACACAGGCGCCAUUUUGGGUUGAAAUUGUCAUCGACUGCCACCUGGUGGACAAAACAUCACACACGCAAAUCCACUAUUUCCCCAAAAUCUGAAAAGAUUUUAUUUUUUUAUUAUUAUUUUUACAAAUAACUUAUCUGUUACAAAGAGUUUCCCAGAUAAAACCAAAGACUUGUUUUUUUUUUUUUUAGAUAUUGAAAUGUUUUUUCCACCAUGUAAUAAAACACAUAAAUUGCCUCUUCACACCAAGGUGCAGAUAAAAGCUGAAAACUGUUUUUCUUUGGGCUGAAAAAAGGGGGAAGGUUUGGCAUUAAGUGCUUUAGAGAUAUGAUUUGCUCUUCUACUUCUCUCUGUCUCUGGAUUUGACUAUUAUGGUAAUAAAACCUGCAAAUACUGUAGGUUCAAAUAUACCAA
Molecule: messenger RNA, 4820 nt
Organism: Doryrhamphus excisus (bluestripe pipefish)
Lineage: Eukaryota; Metazoa; Chordata; Actinopteri; Syngnathiformes; Syngnathidae
Source: RefSeq, a predicted model, not a curated record